Solanum dulcamara is the source of this 624-nucleotide messenger RNA. RefSeq names its product 14 kDa proline-rich protein DC2.15-like. The transcript has a single exon. Lineage: Eukaryota; Viridiplantae; Streptophyta; Magnoliopsida; Solanales; Solanaceae. The record is from RefSeq and is a predicted model, not a curated record. Bases 48 to 458 code for a protein of 136 amino acids.
UUCUUACAUAUAUGCACUCAUCACUUGACCAAAACAAAUAAAAAAAAAUGGCUUCCAAGAAUAUUAUUUUCCCCAGUCUUGCUCUUUUCCUUUGUUUUAACCUUUUUUUUGCCUUAGUUUCUAGUUGUGGCACUUGUCCUAAACCAAAGCCACCACCAAAACCAAAGCCAUCAUGCCCACCUCCACCUUAUAAUCCUAAAGAAAGUUGCCCAAUUGAUACACUUAAGUUAGGUGUUUGUGCUGAUGUUCUUGGAUUAGUGAAUGUUGUUGUUGGCUCACCACCAGUGACUCCUUGUUGUAGCCUACUUUCUGGACUUGCUAAUGCUGAAGCUGCCAUUUGUCUUUGCACUGCUCUUAAGGCUAAUAUUUUGGGGAUUAACCUUAAUCUCCCUAUUUCACUUAGUUUGCUUCUUAAUGUUUGCUCCAAACAAGCUCCUGCUGGCUUCCAGUGCUCUUAAUUAAUUAAUUAAUUUCUCAAGAUUUAAUUAAUUAAGUCUUUCUUUAUAUAUUUUCUUGGGGGUGCGGGGGGGUAGGGGUGGGGAGAUUGUAAUAUCUAAAUAUUAUUAUGGUAAGAGUUUUCACUUACCAAUUUGAAGUUCCUUAAUUAUGUAUAUGUUGAUAUCA